Cladophialophora carrionii CBS 160.54 is the source of this 885-nucleotide messenger RNA. RefSeq lists its product as uncharacterized. Gene Ontology annotation, cellular component: ESCRT I complex. The record is from RefSeq and is a predicted model, not a curated record. Lineage: Eukaryota; Fungi; Ascomycota; Eurotiomycetes; Chaetothyriales; Herpotrichiellaceae. Bases 1 to 885 code for a protein of 294 amino acids. Gene Ontology annotation, biological process: ubiquitin-dependent protein catabolic process via the multivesicular body sorting pathway; protein targeting to membrane; protein targeting to vacuole. The transcript has a single exon.
AUGUCAGAAUCAUUCUACACCUCUGGACUCCCUGCCAGCGCAAGCUCCCAACCGCCGCCGCCCCCUCCACCACUCUCGCCCACCUCUGGCAAUGCACCACCUCCCCCUCCAAAACCCAUCUCCCAUCUCACGCAAUCUGCCGACCCAUCUCGCUCCGGCACGCCCACUCUCUCAUCCACACCGACAAACACUUCUGCUCCCCCAUUCCCGCCAAAGACAGACUCUCCGCGCCCACAGCCUCCUUUACCGACCCAAGCGACGGCCACUCCAAUUGCCGCUCCCCACCCGCAGCAGCAAGAACAAUACCAGCCCAUUCCUCCUCCCGCACUCACAGACCGCUGGCUCCCAGCGAAUGUUCAGUCAAAACCCCUAACUGAGCUUCACCCCCUCCUGAACAACCCUGCCCUCACCGCCUCGUUGGCAAGCCAGCAUCCCAGCUAUGCGUCCUCGCUGCAACCUCUGAACGCGGCGAUCGAGGCAAACAUUGCCCUGGCCCAACAAGUCUCACACUUGGAGGGUCAACUCCGCCAACUCCGCGACGAGACAGCCCAGCUGCUGUUGAACCACGCGAGCUUGCAGACACAAUGGCGGAGGAAACAGAGUGAAAUGGACGACGCUGUGGCACCUUGGGGCCCGAGGCAGAUGUACCAGAGGCUGGUGUCGAGUAUCAGUGAGCAAGAGGCACUGUUGAAGGCUAUGCAGGAGAGCUUUCUGGAAGGCGGGAACGACGAGGAUGCAUACUAUGGUGCCGCCAGCGGAGGAAAAGCCAGUGAGAAGGAGGUGACGGAGUGGGUGAGGAGGAUUCGAGAAGGUACCACGACCUUGGAAAAGAGGCGGGAAAUGCGAGCACGAUGGGACGAGGGCAGAGUCGGUGGCUGGAGGUGA